This is a messenger RNA of Ceraceosorus guamensis, 1528 nucleotides long. RefSeq lists its product as hypothetical. The record is from RefSeq and is a predicted model, not a curated record. NCBI's taxonomy places the organism in Eukaryota, Fungi, Basidiomycota, Exobasidiomycetes, Ceraceosorales, Ceraceosoraceae. Bases 97 to 1380 code for a protein of 427 amino acids. The transcript has a single exon.
GCACCGUUUGCUUCUCCUGAGCUGCAGCUCAUGCUCUGCUCACCUCUGAUCUUCCCGUGCUCACUCUCUGCCGACAACGACAUCAACCCAUAACCCAUGUUUUCCCUAAUUUCCAGUCUGCUCUUUCUCACGCAGCGUUCGACAACUUGCACUACGCCCCCGCCAUUCCCAAAGGCUCUCGACAGACUUGCAUCGGAGAGUUCAGCUCCAAUGCCUGGGCCACGCGCAAAGAGCCCGAGAACCACGUCGAUCGUGGCCGCCUAUCAAUCCGCCGAAUCAAUGCUGUUGCAUCCGAGUGCGAUUCCCCUGUCGGCGUCCGCUCCUCGACUCUUCGAACCUACAGCACGGUUCCGGACGAGACUGAAGACGCUCCCCAAGAUCUCAACCGGUGCAGGUGGCUCUACCACGGCUGUCGUGACUACAUGCAAGCAGCUCAAGAAGUCAAAGCUGGCCGAUGAGAGAGAGAAGACGCUUUGGUGGGCCGAUGUAUGCGGUCCUCUGCCCGCUCUCGAGCCUCUGCGCCUGAGCUCGUACACGGAAGGAGGGUUGAUUGCGAAGAGUAGGCAUGAAGAGCUCGAUGACGCAGAAUCAGAGGCCAGCGGAGCUGCGAAAGAGGAACCGAUCGAGGACGCGAAUCGGUACUCGUCAGGCGACUCUGGCGUAGUAGCCUCCGCAACACCUUGCCCCACGACCACUUUGCCUACAUUCCCGGAAGAAGACAUCUGCGCGCCCAACAAGCCUCGAGGAAUUCCACGCGCGGGCACCAAAGAAGGAUCUUUGUCGUCCUUAGGUCAACAUCGCCUUCAGAUUGAAGCAACUCGUCGAGCAAACAUUGUAGAUGCGAAGCAGCCAGCUGAAAGCGAGGGCGUGACCCGUGUCGCCAUUCAUCUGCCUAGCACCCCGAUAGCAUCGCGCCCCAAUCAUGCGCGUGCUCCCGACUUCGACGCAGAAGAGCGGUUUGCCGAGCUGAUCCCGCCUCUCAGACCUCCUCGCCAUUCCAUGAGAGGAUGGGCUUCCAAGGCUCAUUGUUUUGCCACGUGCAUCGGAACGGGGUUCGAAGAUCGAACGGGCUUGAGGUAUAGAGGAAGCGCUUCGAGCCUCGCUGAAAAGCCCGAGGAGGCUCCCGCACAAGCGCCACGUCCUGGCAAGAAGCAAAAGAGCGACUUUGUCAGUCGCUUUGCCUUUCAGCAUUUGAGGGCGCCUGUAGAGCGGGACUGCAAAGCGAAGCAGGAAAAAGACUCAGAGACGCUCGCUCUGACGCCCCAAGAAGCUUGUUGGAGAGUCUCGACGUGUUCGUCUUCUCGAGCGCCUCCGCCGCAUUUGAGCCUCCAUCCUCAUCGCCUCACUCCCGACAUUUGCCCUUGCGACGGCUGCCUUUGACGCUGCUAUGACCGUAUGGGACCCCCUCCAGCUUCAGUCUUCACAACAGAAUCUACCUUUUACUGCGAUCGUUCGGUGGACGCUACCCACCGAGCGACCCGAUCAGAGACAGCUAGGCACACGCUUGACCUCCCCUUGCUGCCCACUA